AGAUUAUGUUUCCUCGCAUUAAAACUUGGUGUCUUAUUCUGUCGGACUAUAUUUCGUGGUUUUGUAAACUUUAUUUCCGUUUCUAAAUUUGGUGGCCUCUUAAUAUCAUAAUGCCGCCAAAUACAAUUAGCGGAAGUUAACCGGAAGUUGUAUUACAUUAGCUAACAGUAGUUAGCGGUUUGCAAGCGAAGCUUUCAGCACCUGAUGAUCCGACGGAGCUUAUUAUUGAUUAAUAUAGAUCAGCGUAUCAGUUGCUUUACAGUCGGAUCAGAGGGUGUAAACUGUUUGGUUAUACUUCCGUCCCGGUCCCGAUUGUACGCGGGCUAUGUAAAGCGCCAGGCUCUGUAUGCCUGUAGCACCUGCACACCAAAGGGAGGAGAGGCAGCAGGAGUGUGUUUGGCCUGUUCAUAUAAAUGCCACGAAGGUCAUGACCUCUUCGAACUCUACACUAAGAGGAAUUUUCGCUGUGACUGUGGAAACAGGAAGUUCACAGAGCUUCAGUGUAAACUUUCCCCUGAUAAAGAUGAAGUCAACAGUCUGAAUAAAUACAGUCACAACUUCUUUGGCGUGUACUGUACCUGCAGCCGGCCUUAUCCAGAUCCAGACGACCAGGUGGAGGAUGAGAUGAUUCAGUGUGUGGUGUGUGAGGACUGGCUGCAUGGCAGGCACCUAGGCUGUGUAGUUCCAGACUGUGUGGAGCUGCAGGAGAUGAUCUGUGAGUCCUGUAUGAACAAAAACCCUUUCCUCUGGACCUAUGCUGCUCACCUGGCAGUUCCAGGAGCACCAGUACAAGAGAACGAGGAACGAGGCGGAGAGUCCAGCACAAACCUUUCUAACAGAGAAGGAUUGGUUGAUGAUGUCAUUGAGCCCAGCUGUAAGCGGAGCCGUGAGGAGGCGGAGCCUACUUGUAGACUGAAAGAACUGCAGGAGAUUGGUCAGAAAAGGAUCCAAUCUGGAGCUGUGUUCUGGCCAUCAGGCUGGCGCGCCAAGCUCUGCUCUUGUAACACCUGCCAGGAGCGUCUUUGUGAAGCUGGUCUGUCCUUCUUGUUGGACGAGUCGGACACCGUACUUGCCUAUGAAAAAAAAGGGAAAAACAAUGAACAGAAACAAGAAGGACAUGACCCUCUGAUGUCUGCGCUGGACAACCUGAACCGGGUGCAGCAGCUCGAGAUCAUCCACGGUUACAAUGACAUGAAAACUGAACUGAAGGACUUCCUGCAGAGAUUUGCAACUGAAGGAAAGGUUGUGACGUCUGAUGACAUCCGUCAGUUCUUUGAGCAGCAGCAGAGUCGAAAGCGACAACGGGUCGAUGCCACUGGACACUUCUACUGAUAACGUCUGACAUCCAACUAGCCAUGAAAUGACCUCUGACCUUCAUCUGUCUGGGAUCAUCCUCUUUUUCUUCUGUCAUUUCUUUGUCUGUUUCAGGCCCUGUGUUUAUGGAUUUUCUUAAAGUUGAACUUCCUGUUUUUAACAUGUGUGUUUCAGUGGUCAGCAACAUUGUCUCUUACUGUCCUCUUUGUUUCCUUUUUAAACAAAACCAAUAAAACUGAACCACAAAAACAAGUCAGCUCAUAUUUCAGGGUCAAUCAACAGUACUGAUUACAAUGUGAUGAGGUCACAGAGGAAACCUUAAAUCUACUGGUUGACUUAAACAAUGUUGAAGGAGAUCAAAAUUAAAACUGCUGCCGUUUGUGGUGUCUGCUGUCCAAAGAAGUAACUGCCACAGCUGGAUGACGGACUCUAAAACCUGACUGAAAGUCCUCAAACAAAUCA
This is a messenger RNA of Monopterus albus (swamp eel), 1776 nucleotides long. Its product is annotated as putative E3 ubiquitin-protein ligase UBR7. The coding region runs from base 205 to 1332 and encodes 375 amino acids. Gene Ontology annotation, molecular function: zinc ion binding; ubiquitin protein ligase activity. The transcript is spliced from 11 exons. Gene Ontology annotation, cellular component: cytoplasm. The record is from RefSeq and is a predicted model, not a curated record. Lineage: Eukaryota; Metazoa; Chordata; Actinopteri; Synbranchiformes; Synbranchidae.